GGCCUAACUCCGGCUCACCGCGCUCCCACUGUUCCGAAAGGAUUUAAUAUCGGUGAAAAAUGUGACCAUGCAAAAACUUCAAUUAAGACUGGUUCUGCAGUAAGCUCGGUUGUACCGUCUCCGAAGAAAAUACUUUCGAAAGAAGACGAACGUGCAAUGGUUGCCCGCCUUGCUGUUCCUAAGAAAACUGCCCCAACGACGCCAAAGGUAAGCAACAUGCGGACCCACGGACUGAGCUGUGUAAAGGUCCGCAGCCGAUCCAUUUCCGUUUCGCGUCGGCCCACGUCAGCACUUAGCUGUGGCGACGCUCCCACUUCAUCUCGCAUGCUCACGUUCUCUGAUGCAGAUCGUCCCACUUCGGCAGAGCCCACUGCACAGUCAGAACAAAUAAGU
Molecule: messenger RNA, 393 nt
Organism: Cooperia oncophora
Lineage: Eukaryota; Metazoa; Nematoda; Chromadorea; Rhabditida; Trichostrongylidae
Source: the annotation of a GenBank genome assembly